Molecule: messenger RNA, 828 nt
Organism: Neocloeon triangulifer
Lineage: Eukaryota; Metazoa; Arthropoda; Insecta; Ephemeroptera; Baetidae
Exons: 2
Coding region: 146-403 (85 amino acids)
Source: RefSeq, a predicted model, not a curated record
AUCCUACCCUCGCGUUGUGGAAAGUGCGACGAGUGCGAUUGUACACCGGACUUCUUAUAUAAAGCGGUCGCCAGUUCUCCGGAGCUCAAUUCCAACUCCAAACUCGUACUGAGACUUUGAUUUAUUCCAACCACCUGCAAUCAUCAUGACCAAACUUUGGGUGAGUCUGCUGCUGGCAGCUGUGAUGAUGGUCGUCUACGUGCAAGCGGUCGAGCCGGUCGCUGCUGAAACUCUGGAAACGGCCGAGACCGCCCACCGUGGAGGCGGCUAUGGAGGCUACGGCGGUUACGGAGGCGGCUAUGGAGGCUACGGUGGUGGCCACAGAGGAGGAUACGGAGGAUAUGGAGGCCACGGCGGCUACGGUGGCCACCGCGGCGGCCACAGGGGAGGACACUUUGGCUAAAAAAAUUCUUAAUUGACUCCUUUUUCGUUUCAAAAAACGGCCUGAAUAUUGAUAACACAUUUUAAAGAGCAAUUUGUAUAACUCAUAUUUUGAUAUUUCGAUUUCGCCAGAAAAAAUUCAUAUUGUCAAAAUUUCUUUGAUAGCAGUAAAGGAGUUCUUAAGAAAAAAAUGCACUUUUAAAAAUACAAAUGUAAGAAAGUCUGAAAAUAACUGGAAGAAAAGUUGCGAGAGCAAACAAACUUAUUGCAACUACGAGUACGGAGAAGCAUAAAAUUGACGAUCUUAUUUAGUGUAAAUAUUUCACGACAAAGUGAGCAGAGAAAAGUUUGUGCAGCAAAAAAUUUAUUACUUGUGUACAAGAAUUUUAUUUUUAUAUAUGCACUAUUUAAUAAAGUGUGCCGAGAGGCACUUCUUAAAUAAAAAUA